AUGUGGCACGAGGCGCGGCGGUCGGAGAAGCGCGUGCACGAGAUGAUGGACGCGGCGAAGAAGCGCGCCGAGCGCCGCGCGGAUCAGCGGUCUCGGCGCGCGGGGGAUCCGACGCAGCUGCUGCGCGUGGCGGGCACCAAGCUCCGCCUGGCGCACGACUCCGCCGUCUACCAGUCCGCGCAGGACCUCUCCGGCCUCAUCCCUUGGAACAACAGAGAGGACACACUCAUAGACAGGUUUGAUGGGCGAGCCAUGCUGGAUUUCAUUCGCGAGUAUGAUCCGCACCGGCACAGGGCGAUGGAAUUGACAGAGCAGCAAGAGGAGGAGGAGGAGGCGUGUAACUUCGAGCGGUAUCGGGAUCUCGUGCGGCUGGGCUGGCAUGCAAAGACUGAGGAGGAGGGAUUGCAGCAGGUGGAGCGAGAGAUGGAGGCCAGAGCCCACGCUCAGCUCAAAGCCAACAGAUCACCCAUCGAACUCUCCUCCUCUCUUUCUCCCUUCCAUCUUCCUUUCAUUCAGGCCAAAACUGCCUGCUUCUGCUACUCUUCUGAACCUUUCUUCCUUCCCUCUUCUGUUUUCCCCAGGCCGAAACUGCCUGCUGCAGCAGCAGCAUCUGCAGCAACACCAGCAGCAGGCAAGGGGGCUUACGCUAACAUGCCGUUCUCUUAUGGAAGCAGUGACUACAACGCAGGUGAUUAUAUGGCGGAGCGGUACGGCAUCGAGGAGUACGGGCGGCACAUGGAUUUGGCAGUAUCUGCCUUGGAGAAAGAGAGGAGGCUGCGACAGAUGGCGGGCAAUGAUUCGCGUCCUUCACGCAAGGAGAGAAAGAAGCUAGCUCGCCAGGGGAAGGAAGGGGGAACGCAGGGGAAGAAACAGCAGGGGAAGGGGGAGGGGUGGAAGCAGCAGGGGUUGGUGCGGCCGUCGCUUGCUUGCGCCGUCCACGCUACCUCGAGUGGGAGGGGCGGGCAAGGGAGCAGAGGGAGGGGUGAAGGAGACUCCUCAGGAGAGGCUGAAGCGGCUGAUGGCCAAGCAGCUGAACAAACACAUCAGAAAGGAUACAGCAGCAGAGAAAGCGAAGAAGGAGGAGCAGGAGAGAUUGAAGCGAGCUAA
This is a messenger RNA of Closterium sp. Yama58-4, 1107 nucleotides long. Lineage: Eukaryota; Viridiplantae; Streptophyta; Zygnematophyceae; Desmidiales; Closteriaceae. The record is from the annotation of a GenBank genome assembly.